AUGGUUGAGCAAAUGCCAGAAGAUAUAUCGACCCAAGUGACAUCGGACGCCGUCCAGUAUCCGGAAUUACUGACUUUAACUCCUGACAGCUUUCCUGAUUUCCAAAACGCAUUGAAUAUUAGUAGCUUGUGUUGUUCUCCCGACACUCUUGAAAUUCUGACUGGUGGUACACACAUUCAUUCAGCUGACCAGCAAGUGUUAGCCAACGGUUAUGCAAGUGUAACUGAAUACUUGUCCACAGUCACAGAAACUACGCUUUCAUCUGAAGUUUUCACGUCUGUAUGCGAGAUCGUAACUCCUGUGACCUCCCCUGUGUGUGUUACCAAUACCGCUACUUCUUCGAGAGGACAUCUUCAUCAAGAGCGUCAUGUAAGCCUUUCGCCUACUCGGAGGAGGAAACAACGUCGUUACAGAACUACUUUCACCAGUUACCAACUGCAAGAACUAGAAAAAGCAUUUCAUAAGACACACUACCCAGAUGUAUUUUGUCGCGAGGAGUUGGCCAUGAAAAUAGAUCUUACCGAAGCACGAGUGCAAGUGUGGUUCCAGAAUAGAAGGGCCAAGUGGAGGAAAUAUGAAAGGUCUGGAGGUCAAACUUUGCUUGGAAGUACAGGCCAGUUUCAAGCAAGAAGUGAAGGAAUUGUGAUUGAAUCUCGGUCUGAUCAUAAUGUGCUAAUCUUCAACCCUGGAUGCACUGCAGCUACCGAAUCACAGUCCGAAUUCAAAGAAGACACAAAUGUUAGUUCCACUGAAAAUCUAGAAUUUAAACCAAUUGUUCAACAACAAUUAGACUCCAGGGAAGUUUCGUAUCCUGAUAUCACCACCAAUAUCUGUUUCUCCAACAUGGGAUCAUUGACUUUCCCAAACAUUUCAGUGCCCACCACCGACUGGUAUACAAGUUUCACACCAGAAUCCAACCGUAUACAAUGCGUAGAUGAAGACCAUAAUGGAACAACCCAAGAAACGGACGUAGUAAAGUUGGCUUUGGCUGCCUCUGAACUUGACACUGAGUAUUCAUCUCCACUCAUCAGCAAUGAAGAUCAACAUAUGACAUCAAACCGUAACAUUCCUAUGAUUCAGUUGGAAUUGUUAAAUUCUGAUCUUACUUGUGGUAUUGAAACUUUCCAGCAAAUGCAUGAUGAAGACGAUUAA
Limulus polyphemus (Atlantic horseshoe crab) is the source of this 1152-nucleotide messenger RNA. Its product is annotated as segmentation protein paired-like. The record is from RefSeq and is a predicted model, not a curated record. The coding region runs from base 1 to 1152 and encodes 383 amino acids. Lineage: Eukaryota; Metazoa; Arthropoda; Merostomata; Xiphosura; Limulidae. The transcript has 5 exons. Gene Ontology annotation, molecular function: RNA polymerase II transcription regulatory region sequence-specific DNA binding; DNA-binding transcription factor activity, RNA polymerase II-specific. Gene Ontology annotation, biological process: regulation of transcription by RNA polymerase II.